AUGGUUCCGAUAGUCCGAAAUGAAGAUCGAGGAUUUUUGAUAAGCCAUGACUCGGAACCAUUUGUGGACGAAGGUAUAAUUGUAACUAAUGGCUUAAACUUGUUGCCGUGGAAUGAGGUUUUCCCAAAAGAACCAGAUCAAGAAUCUAAUGACAGUGAACAAGAUAUAGAGACAGAACCUAAACGAAAGAAACUAUCAAAACAUGAUAAACGUGAGCAGAAACUUCAAAAGAAAGCAAACGCUGCUAGGAAUAAACGAUUGAGAAGACAAGAACAAAUGGAUACAUCGUCAUCAUCUUCUAUACCUCCUCGGUCUCAGUACAAUCCUUAUAGUUCAAGAAUCAAGAUAAAGGAGUUAUACUCCAAGAUUAUUGCCUUGAAUAAGACUACCGUUUCUGAUAAGGUGAAGGAACAGAAAAAUGUAGAUCGAAAAUUAUUUCAAUAUCAUCUGAUUGCCAUGUAUCUUAGUGAUUUGGAGUUAUAUCUUCCAGGAGAAUGGCUUAAUGAUAACAACAUUCUGUUUGCAUAUGAAUUACUUAAUUAUUCAUUCCUUCAAGACGAUUCACAAGCUUUGAAACAAAUACAAUUGUUGUAUCCUUCGCUAGUUCAACUUUUCUUGCAUUAUCCGGAUGUUGAUGAUUUGGCGUCGAUGUUACCUCCAGAAAUAAAACAAGCAAAGUUUAUAUUCUUACCGAUAAACUUCAUCGAUGACUAUGAAGGUAUAGAUUUGGAAGAAAUCAACGUGGGGGAUCAUUGGGCACUAACAGUGUUGGAUAUACUUUCUGGUGAAUUGUUGGUAUAUGAUUCAAUGGUAGCUGAAAGUAAUGAAAGUAACACCAAAUUGGUACGAGAAUUGAUUCUGAGAUUAUUGAAAUGUGAAUCAGUAUUUGGUAACCAGUUAAAACAUGUUCAAGUCAAAUAUAUGAAAUGCGACCAACAAACAAACUUUGAUGACUGCGGUAUAUACGUUGCAAUGAUCACCAGUAUGUUAAUAUAUCGGUUGAUCAGUACCCCUGUGGACCAAACAAUAAGUUUAGAUAUUGGUAGGGUUAAGUUUGAUCCCUUAUCUGGACGAUCUAUGAUGCUUGAUCUUGUUUAUAAAGUAAUGCAAUCAGUCAAUUGA
Molecule: messenger RNA, 1122 nt
Organism: Lizanozyma spartinae
Lineage: Eukaryota; Fungi; Ascomycota; Pichiomycetes; Serinales; Debaryomycetaceae
Gene: ULP1
Product: Ulp1p
Exons: 1
Coding region: 1-1122 (373 amino acids)
Biological process (GO): proteolysis
Molecular function (GO): cysteine-type peptidase activity; deNEDDylase activity
Source: RefSeq, a predicted model, not a curated record